Messenger RNA from Galleria mellonella (greater wax moth), 2108 nucleotides. Its product is annotated as WAS/WASL-interacting protein family member 2. The transcript is spliced from 8 exons. Gene Ontology annotation, molecular function: actin binding. Bases 463 to 2046 code for a protein of 527 amino acids. Lineage: Eukaryota; Metazoa; Arthropoda; Insecta; Lepidoptera; Pyralidae. The record is from RefSeq and is a predicted model, not a curated record.
UUUGUGUGAAUUUGAUUGUGUCGAUGAUUUGAGUUGAGUCGCUGGUAUUCGAAGACCUAUUUUCUGUAUCAGAAGUUGUUUAUUUUUUUAAAUAAUAAAUUCGAAUAUAACGAAAUUCACGUUUCAGUUCUUUUAUCGGUAUUAAUAAUUAGCUAAUAGUGACUAGAAGCGAUUCCAAAAAAAACAUUUCCAGUGCCUACGUACUUCCUACAAUGAUUAAUCUUUUGGGGCAAGGUUCUUCUGCAUUUUAUGUAAAUUAGGAGGGUACUGUGUGACGUACCGACCACCGUAUGUUGUCAUCACGUGCCAGUGUAGACGCGAAGGCUCGUUGUGAAGGUUUGUUGGUUCGUCGUUUGCAUACAUAAGUCGUUGGCGUUUCGACGUAAAUAAUAGUCCAGUUCUUUUGCGGUUGCGUCUGAUGGCCUUUUACAUUAGUGAAACUUGGUUAUAAGUUGUGUAGAGAUGGCUCCAAAGCCCCCACCGCCGCCAGGGCCACCUCCUCCUCCUGGACCGCCACCACCGCCUAUUUUUGGUGGUGGUUCAAAAGGGAGUUCGGCUGAUAAUAGAGGUGCCUUGCUAAACUCCAUAAGACAGGGUACGAAGUUGAAAAAAACUGUGACAGUGGACAAAAGUGGACCUUACAUACCAGGAAAAGUUUCUAAUGUGACUAAUAGUGGACCAACAGUGGGGAAUGGAGUCCGAAGUACAACUAUACAGAAUGGUGGAGGAUCUGGCCCUCCAGGGCUGGGAGGACUUUUUGCUGGUGGCAUACCCAAGUUAAGGCCUACAGGAAAAUUAGCUGGUACUACUCCCAACGGCCAAGUGAAGUCAGAUGCGCCUCGGUACCCACCUCCCCAUCAACCCCAGCAACCACCAAAGUUUUCACCCGAGAAGACCAGACCAGGUUAUCCACCUGCGGCCGGCAAUGUCAGUUCUCUAUCGGCGGCGUUGUCAGAAGCACUAGCAGGCCGUGACAGUCGGGAUUCACCGAGGGAAUCACCCCGGGAGCCCCCACGGGAGCCGCCCCCAGCCAGACCGAACGUCAGGCGGCAAGCCAGUGAUAUAAGGGCGAGGGGGCCCCCGCCACAGCCACCCGUGCAGAAGUCACCUAUGCCUUUGAGUCCAUCGGAGCCAGUUCUGACGACGGGCUCCAUAUCGGAGCGCAUCAAUAUCCUGCAACAACAGUCGGAGCAAACACUGCCCAGCCAUGUGGCCAGCACGCUGCACAGGAACAGGAGUGCCUUGCACUCCUCGGGGCAAGGGUCGCUGGGCGGCAGUAUGACGUCGUUAUCGUCAGCCCCUCCGCAAUCCGCGCCGGCGCCCUCGCUCUCCGCCUCGGACCUGUCCGAGCGGCCCCGAGUGAGCCACGGCAAGCCGAACCUCGCGCCGAAACCGCCCGGCAUGGCGCCACCAUCGCCAAGCAUCGAAAAUAAACCCUCGCCGCCGCCGAAGAAACUCCUCAUCAAUGGGAAGGUGGCGUCGCGAACGCAGAGUAUGCGGGUGCCGAGGUCGCCACCAGUGACGCCGGUGUCCCCGCAGUCCCCGGCGGGCGGCGGCGGGCGGCCCGCUCUGCCGCAACUGCCGCCGACGCCUGCACACCCGCCUAUUGGCACUAAGCACCCCGCCUCGCACUUCGGCACCCUGCGAGCGCCGCGCGGGCUGCGCCCCCCGGGCGUGUGCCCGCCGCCGCCCCCCGCGCCCCCUGCACCACCCCCGCCGCCCGCCAGGAACCACUCGCUGACUGCGCCGCCGCCUCCGCCGCCACACCAUAGGCAGAACAGCACGCACAGCGCACACAGCGCGAGUAGCGACGAAGCGGUUGCCCCACCGCCGCCGGUGCGCGGCUCGUCGAUGCGCUCGGCGGACCUGGAGGCGCGGUUCGCGGAGUUAUUCCAGUCGGUGGCGCGGUUCCCGCCGCCCGACCCGUUCCUACGCAUCGCCAAGGACUACAGCAGCGCCACCGUCGCCGUGAGCAAGGCGCAGGCGCCGCUGCCGCCGCUCAAGGUCCCGCUGGAGGGCUGGAGCGGCACCUCGAGCGCCUGCUAGCGAGCGCGGGGGGCGCCGGCCGCCGCCCCCGCCCCCUGCACCGCCCCCGCCCCCGCCCCCUG